AUGGCGCUCCAGUUUUACACCACGCAACCAACCAACGACCGCGACUCCGAGAUCGUCACAGAUUCCGAGCCAGAGAGGGAAGAGCGCAGGCGACGAGCUAAGGAGCUUAAGAAGCGCACAAGGCGACCCCUUCAAUCUGCGAAAGUGAACGCAGAAAUCAUCGAGUUGACCGACUCCAGCGAGCCAGAAGCCCUCCCUCUUCGUCCCACCCAGGCCAAUGCUGUCCCGCCCGCAGAUGAAGUCGUCGAGAUCAUAGGCACACGUAUAGAACCUCUCACACGUAAUGAUCGCGAACCCCAACUUGUGGACACACGUAACAACACCGUCCAAAAUGCAAGCAGCAAUACGUUCUUCCCCUCAGUUGGAGAGAUACUCGAUCCGCAUCGUAGCCCCUGGCGUGAAAUGACCGUACCAAUGCCCUCUCCCUCUACCCAACAGCCAAGUCAAGAUGGUAGGUUUAGCGUGCUCUCUCUCCCCAGCUCCUCAUCAAAAUCAGCUCGCGAGCCUACGGCCACCGACUCCGAGGCUGACCCCGACUCCGACUGCAACACCAAACGCAUGAACAUCGCACAGUUCGCCUAUACCAUCAAUGACGUCCGUCGGACCACCUCCAUCGCCAGCUCAUCCCGCAGCGUGUCCUUCAUCGACACCGAACGUUGCGCACCAGCGAAGAAGGUCCCGCGUCUGGCAGCGCACUCGCUCUCGGACGCCUUCCCCGCAUCAGACCUCGCGCGCCUGCUGAAAUGUGUCUGCUGCGACCUUUCCUGGACCGCACGCAAGACCGCCCCACAAAAGAUGAAGCACAUCCAGCUCUGCGCGAAGAAGAACGCGCUGACGCACGAGACGGUCAUCAUCCUCAUCCGCAAGGAACUCGAGGUAGCGCCCCCUCCAGGCACCGCGCAAACGAAUAGUAAGAGUGCAUGCUCCAAAGAGCAGGACAACGCGCGGACGCUGCUAGAAGACGUUCUUGUAGCGGACGGCGCCAAGAAAAAGAAGCGCCGCGUACAGGUGGUGGGCACCGUGCAGAGCUUGCAGGACACGCGCGGCCAGAUCCUCGACAGGGCUCGCCGUUUAAUCGGGGACGCUACUCCUGCCACUGGCGACGCGGUAGCUCUUCGCCAACAUCACGAACCUAGCGCGCGUAGCAUGCCUCCGGCCACUCAGGUGUUUGGCGCAAGCGGACUUGCAAGUGGCCAAGACGCGUCCGCAGCGCAAGUUCCGGGAUUGGCGUUUCCACCAACCCAAGUGUUCGCGCCGAGCAAGUUCGUGGAGGUCGAAGACGACAUGCCGCCGGCCACUCAAGGGUUUGGAAAGCGCGCUCUUGCAACCGGGCUGGACGGUGCGGUAACUAGAACCCAGGGAUUGCCCAGUCAAAUGUUCGGGCCGAGCAAGUUUGCUAGGGACGCGGAACAGGCGCCAUGCGACAUCGACUCCGAAAGCACGCAUGACCGCUCUGGCGACGCGAUGCACUCGCUAUCCUUCCGCUCGGACCUACUUCCAGCUGCCCGAAAGUCCCCAUCCACCAGGUCCCAGCGCGCACCCGCCGCCGGCUCUUCCCGCCAGCCUGCACGGUACACUCGCGUCUAUGAUGAUACAACGUCAGGCGGCUUCGUCUGGCAUUCAGACGCAGAGUCGUCUUGCUCGCCCCAGGUGGCAAACCCCGCCAACUCAAGUGUGCGGCGUGCUAGCCGCGCUCACCGCUCCACCUCACCACUCAAGAGCAACCCGGUGCAGAGCCAGAGCAGAGUGCCGGGAGCGCCCUGUGUCGAGGAAGUGGAUGAACAAGAGUACCAGCCUUAUUCCGACUGGGAGCAGGGGCCCUGGCAGGAUGGUGACCACGACGCACAUCUAUAUUUUAUACCCGAUGAACCACUGCAUGACCAGACCGCUGACGGAAGGCGGUCACCGGGCUCCCCACUUUCAGUAUUCAUGUCUGGACCGGGAAAGACAAUCACCACCACGAGAAAAACAGAACAGACCGCUAGUCACCAAGGUGCCGAAGGCGAGAAAACCGCGGUCCAAGAAGAAAAACAACGCAGACGGCGAGCUUGA
Sparassis crispa is the source of this 2052-nucleotide messenger RNA. RefSeq lists its product as hypothetical. The coding region runs from base 1 to 2052 and encodes 683 amino acids. NCBI's taxonomy places the organism in Eukaryota, Fungi, Basidiomycota, Agaricomycetes, Polyporales, Sparassidaceae. The transcript has 5 exons. The record is from RefSeq and is a predicted model, not a curated record.